UGUUAGACAGAAGGGGAAAGAAAAUAAAGUAAACUUCAAAGGAAGAUGAAUUAUUCUAGUUAAAAAAAUAUAUAAUUAAGAUUUAUUAAUAUCAAUUUUCACUAAUCAGAAUAAAUUUAAAAUGUUUAUCGCACAUUUAGCAAUAUUUUGUUUAUGUUUAUUACAAUUUGGUAUCAAAGCUGAUGAACAUAAUCAUGUGUAUAAUGAUCGUGAAGAGGUUGUAUUAUGGAUGAAUACAGUAGGGCCAUAUGCAAAUCGGCAAGAAACUUAUGCAUAUUUUUCACUUCCGUUCUGUGCUGGAAAUAAACAAAGCAUUAGCCAUUAUCAUGAAACAUUAAGCGAGGCCCUCCAAGGAGUUGAACUAGAAUUCAGUGGAUACGAAAUAGAUUUUACAAUUAACGUUCCAAAACAAGAAGUUUGUAUGGUUGAAUUAAAUGAUGAUAAAGUGAAUGCAUUUACGUAUGCUGUAAGAAAUGAUUAUUGGUAUCAAAUGUAUAUUGAUGGUUUACCAAUAUGGGGUAAAGUUGGAGAGAAAGAUGAAAAAGAUAAAAAAUAUUAUAUAUAUACGCACAAGAAAUUCGAUAUAGGUUAUAAUGGUAAACAAAUUGUUGAUAUUAAUUUAACACCUGAAAGUAAAGAAUUACUAGCACCUGGAAAAAAAAUUAAAUUUACAUAUGAAGUAAAUUGGAAACCUAGUACAGUAAAAUUUGAAAAUCGAUUUGAUAAAUAUUUAGAUCCAAAUUUUUUCCAACACAGAAUUCAUUGGUUUAGCAUUUUUAAUAGUUUCAUGAUGGUCAUAUUUUUAGUAGGAUUAGUUUCUAUGAUUUUAAUGAGAACUUUAAGAAAGGAUUAUGCCAGAUACAGUAAGGAUGAAGAAAUGGAUGAUAUGGAGCGAGAUUUAGGAGAUGAAUAUGGUUGGAAACAAGUUCACGGGGAUGUUUUCCGUUCACCACCACAUGCUUUAAUAUUUUCAGCAAUGAUUGGUGCAGGUUAUCAACUAACUUCAGUUGUUUUUUCUGUAAUAUUAUUUGCAAUCAUUGGAGAAUUAUAUACUGAGCGUGGUUCAAUGUUAUCAACAGCAAUAUUUGUAUAUGCUGCAACAUCUCCAAUUAAUGGUUAUUUUGGUGGUUCAUUAUAUGCACGUUUAGGUGGUAAAGUUUGGAUAAGACAAAUGUUAGUUUCAGCUUUUAUGGUACCAGUGUUUGUAUGCGGAACAGCAUUUUUCAUAAAUUUCAUAGCUAUUUAUUAUCAUGCAUCAAGAGCUAUACCAUUUGGUACAAUGGUUGCUGUUACAUGUAUAUGUAUAUUUAUCAUAUUACCAUUAACUGUUGUCGGAACAGUUGUUGGACGUAAUUUAGAUGGUCAACCAGAUUUUCCAUGUCGUGUAAAUGCUGUGCCAAGACCAAUACCUGAAAAAAAAUGGUUUAUGGAACCAGGCAUUAUAAUAUUAUUAGGGGGUGUUUUACCAUUUGGUUCAAUAUUUAUUGAGAUGUACUUUAUAUUUACGUCAUUUUGGGCAUAUAAAAUAUAUUACGUAUAUGGAUUUAUGUUACUUGUAUUCUCGAUAUUAAUGGUUGUUACAAUAUGUGUAACAAUCGUUUGUACAUAUUUCUUAUUAAAUGCAGAAGAUUAUAGAUGGCAAUGGACAAGUUUUCUGUCCGCAGCAUCAACUUCAUUAUAUGUUUACGCUUAUUCAUUUUAUUAUUUCUUUUUCAAAACAAAAAUGUAUGGUCUAUUUCAAACAACAUUUUAUUUCGGAUAUAUGGCGCUAUUUAGUGGCGGUUUAGGUAUCAUAUGCGGUACAGUCGGUUAUGUUGGAACGAGCAUAUUUGUGCGAAAAAUAUAUUCAAAUGUUAAAAUAGAUUAAAAAUACAAAUAACGAAUAGAAAUACAAAAAUAAAAAAUUGUGGUAAAAUACAUUUUUUCGCAAAUAAGUUAACGUCGUAUUUGUAAUAAAAAAUAAAUUGUAUUUCUUCCUUUAAUAUCAAACAAUUUUAUAAUUUGUCUGUAUUUAAGUAUUUUUUAAAAUCUCAUAAAUAUAUUAAGUACGGAAAUUAUGAUAAAAUUUUUAAUAAAAAAUAAUAAAUUUUUUUUUGAUCUGAUCUGAUCUGAUCAUUUAUUUAUCAAGUGUGGGUUCUAUUUGUAUUUUAUUAUCAAAUUCUGAAAAAGGAAUACAAUUUUUUUUUGCAAUGUGAUCUGUUUUUUUUUUUUUUUUAUUUUUUUUAAAUAAAUUACAGUAAAAACAUGUAAAAUAUUUUUAAUCAAAAAUUACAAUAUAAUUAUAAGAAAUAUGUAAAUUUCUAUUAUUAUAUUGAUUUCUCAUAAUUUAUCACAUAGAAAAUAAUUAAAUAAAAAAUUUUUUUUUGUAAAUUUUUUUUUUUAAUAAGAAAAGUGUACUAGAAAUGUUUUGAAUAUCACAAGAACUCCUUAUAUACCUUAACAUUUAUUUUUAACUCUUAGAAUAAAUUAUAAAAGAAUAAAAGUAUAUAAAAAAAUUAUCAUUAUAAUUUAGUAUAAAAAAUAAAAGAAUUUUUAACCAAGUGAUUUAAAAGAAAAACACAAAAAAAAAUAAAACAAAAUGCAAAAUUUUAAUUUUCUUCUUGAAACAUGCAAAACAAAUUUUCAUUUCCAGAUAGUAGUUAAAAAAGCAAAAGUUCAAAAAUUAAAUUACAGCAAGAAAUGGAAAUUAAUGUAUAAAAAGUUAAAUAAAAGUAACAACUAAAACAAAUAUAAUAUUUAUAG
Molecule: messenger RNA, 2742 nt
Organism: Condylostylus longicornis
Lineage: Eukaryota; Metazoa; Arthropoda; Insecta; Diptera; Dolichopodidae
Gene: TM9SF3
Product: transmembrane 9 superfamily member 3
Exons: 8
Coding region: 122-1867 (581 amino acids)
Biological process (GO): protein localization to membrane
Cellular component (GO): membrane
Source: RefSeq, a predicted model, not a curated record